Arachis stenosperma is the source of this 699-nucleotide messenger RNA. RefSeq names its product LOB domain-containing protein 2. The coding region runs from base 1 to 699 and encodes 232 amino acids. The transcript has a single exon. The record is from RefSeq and is a predicted model, not a curated record. NCBI's taxonomy places the organism in Eukaryota, Viridiplantae, Streptophyta, Magnoliopsida, Fabales, Fabaceae.
AUGCAUCCAGCAUGUGCAGCAUGCAAACAUCAAAGGAAGAAAUGCAGUGAGAAUAAUUGCAUAUUAGCCCCUUAUUUUCCAGCAAAUAGAAGCCGUGAGUUCCAUGCAGUGCACAAAGUUUUUGGUGUUAGCAACAUAACUAAGUUAGUGAAGAGUGCAAAGGAAGAAGAUCGAAGAAGAGUUGUUGACUCAUUAAUUUGGGAAGCAUGUUGUAGGCAAAGAGACCCUAUUCAUGGUCCUUAUGGAGAGUACACAAAAGUUUACAAUGAGUAUAAGAAAGUCUUUAAUGAACUUAAGAUAUUUAGGGGCCAAAAUACUAAUACUAAUACUAAUAAUAAUAAUCAUCAUCAACUAUUGCAAAUGCCAUUACCAUCAUCUCAUCAUCAAGGACUAAAAUCCGUACAAGAUUUGAUUAUGUGCAAUAAUAAUAAUAACACUAAUAAUGGGAAUAAAGGGAAACACAAAGGCGAAGAAGUUGAUAGUAAUAAUACUAAUAAUAACAAUAAUGGUAACAACUCAUUGGAAUAUCAUCAUGUUCAUCAUGAUGAGAACAAGAACGAGAUUAUGGACUCUUCUACUACUAUUUAUAAUGCAUAUUGUUCAAAUUAUUUGCAUGAUUUGGAUAAUAUGAUGAGGCAGGAGGUUGUCAUCCCAUUUCAGCAGCACUCUCAAACAUACUAUAUUACAGGUAAGUCUUGA